This is a messenger RNA of Zootoca vivipara (common lizard), 6002 nucleotides long. The record is from RefSeq and is a predicted model, not a curated record. NCBI's taxonomy places the organism in Eukaryota, Metazoa, Chordata, Lepidosauria, Squamata, Lacertidae.
CUGCCUUAAGAUGCCUUCUAAAGGUCUGGUAAUUGUUGUUCUCUUUGACCUCUGGUGGGAGGGCGUUCCAUAGGGUGGGUGCCACUACCGAGAAGGCCCUCUGCCUGGUUCCCUGUAACUUGGCUUCUCGUAGCGAGGGAACCGCCAGAAGGCCCUUGGCGCUGGACCUCAGUGUCCGGGCAGAACGAUGGAGGUGGAGACGCUCCUUCAGGUAUACUGGGCCGAGGCCAUUUAGGGCUUAAAAGGUCAACACCAACAGUUUGAAUUGUGCUCCGAAAUGUACUGGGAGCCAAUGUAGGUCUUUCAGGACCAGUGUUAUAUGGCCUCGGCGGCCACUCCCAAUCACCAAUCCAGCUGCCGUGGCUUGGUGGGCCAUUGGCCCAAUCUCGAGGCUCUUCUGAUGAGGAAGAUGGGAGUUCUGGUCCAAAACAGCUGAAGGCUGGGUGGUUUUUUGUUUUUGUUUUUUUUAAAGGCUUAAGCUUUCACAAACUGUGUGACAAAAGGAGUGGCAGUCCCCGAACGCUUGUGCCGUCACAAAUUGCUUAGUCCUCAAUGUGCCCCAGGACUCUUCUUUUUUGCCGCCCCCUCUGGAAACGGUUGCCACACGGGAAAACUAGCGAUGCUCCUCUGCAUUUUGCCUGUGUAUUUAAAAGGCUGAAUAACCAACUAAUACCUCAGAGUUCUUCUAACUAACUCCCCCCUCCCUCAACUCCUCCUUUGCAUGUCUGUAGCGCCUUGGCCGGAUCCUACCCAAAACACUUCCACUGGGGCCAGACUAGUGUCUCCACCGUCCAUGGGCCGCGUGCGAGGGAAACUUCACCUGCAAGGACAACGAGGUCUGCGUGAGGCCCAACGAAUGCCGCUGCCGCCAUGGAUACUUUGGUGCCAACUGUGAAACCAAGUGUCCCCGCCAGUUCUGGGGCCCCGACUGCAAGGAGAUGUGCCACUGCCACCCCAACGGGCAAUGCGAGGACGUGACGGGCCAGUGCACCUGCAACGCCAACCGCUGGGGGCCCAAGUGCGAGAAUGCCUGCCUGUGCAAGCACGGCAAGUGCGACCAGAAGACGGGCAAGUGCACCUGCGAGCCCAACUGGUGGGGCCCCCAGUGCUCCAGCGCCUGCUACUGCAGCCUCAACUCCCAGUGCGACCAGCAGGUGGGCACCUGCAUCUGCCAGCCGGGCUGGUGGGGCCGCAGCUGCAACAACCAGUGCUCCUGCAACAACUCGCCCUGCGAGCAGUUCACAGGCCGCUGCCAGUGCCGGGGGCGCACCUUCGGUCCCCGCUGCGACCGCUACUGCCAGUGCCACAUGGGCAAAUGCAACCAGCUGGACGGGACCUGCGCCUGCGAGCCGGGAUACCGGGGAAAGUUCUGCAGGGAGCCCUGCCCGGCUGGAUUCUACGGGCAAGGCUGCCGGAGGAGGUGUGGGCAAUGCAAGGAGCUUCAGCCCUGCACCAUUGCGGACGGGCGCUGCCUGGCAUGCGAAGCUGGCUGGAACGGCACCAAGUGCGACCAGAUCUGCUCAGCAGGCUUCUACGGGGAGGGCUGUGACCAGACCUGCCCUCCCUGCAAGGACGGCCACACCUGCAACCACAUCAACGGCAAGUGUUCCCACUGCAAUCCUGGCUGGAUUGGGGACAGGUGUGAGACGAAGUGUCGCAACGGGACCUACGGCGAGAAUUGCGCCUUUGUCUGCAACGACUGUUUCAACGGCACGUGCGACUUCGAGUCGGGGCGCUGCCUCUGCCGGCCAGGCUUCCAAGGAAUUUGGUGUAACGUGACGUGCCAAACUGGUCACUAUGGGGUGAACUGUUCAGAAUCCUGCAAGUGCCACGAAGAUUCUUGCGACCCACUGACCGGAUCCUGCUACAUGGAGGCUAACCAGCGGAUGGGUGUCAUUGGAGCUGGUGCCCUCUUGGCCUUCCUCCUCCUCCUCCUCCUCUCCCUCCUGUGUUGCUGCUGCGUUUGCCGCAAGAAAGACCACUCUCGGGACUCAAACCAAGACCCACCCCACAAGAAAUCCCCGAGGCGUCUUUGUGGGAGAUUCAGCCGCAUCAGCAUGAAACUUCCACGCAUCCCUCUUCGCCGCCAGAAGCUGCCAAAGGUUGUCGUGGCUCAUCAUGACCUGGAGAACACCAUGAACUGCAGCUUCAUUGAGCCCCCAUCAGUGGUGGAGCAGCCGUCGCCUUCGUGGUCCUCCCGGGGCUCCUUCUCGUCCUUCGACACUACGGAUGAGGGCCCCGUCUACUGUGUGCCACAUGAAGAGAGUGUGAGCGACAGCAAGGAUAGAGUUUCCGCUCCCUGCAACCCAGUGGAGAAGGUGGCACCCCCCAUCAGCGAGGAGGAAGCCGGAGAGUACACCGUCUUGAAAGAGAGCCCCUCCAUCCCAGUAGACAGCAGUGAGACGCCCUUGCUCAAAUCCUCUGACAGCGAGCGCUCCUCUUCCGGGUCUGGCUCAGUCAGCGGGGCCCUCUACGCCCGAAUCGCUCGCCUCUCCAAGCAGUCCAGAGAUGAGGAUGACAACACAGGUGCCGCCAAGCCCCCGUCGCCGGAGAGAGCAAAGCCCCCUCCGCCAGACCCCUCGACGAAGCCCAAAGUCUCUUGGAUCCACAGCAAGUACAGCUCCAACCAGUCCAACUCCCUGCCUGCCAUCGGGAUGACCGACUUGACGGAGCACAAACAGGGCUUGGCGAAGAGAAAGAGGAGCCCCAGUGAGACAUUGGCCGGGGUCCAUGGCAAGGUGCCUGCCACCAGGGGCAAAGAGAAAGCCCCGAAGCACCCGAGGGAGCUGAGCUCCCCCGAAGGCAGGGCCCUCUCCCUCUCUGGGGAGCAGCUGUCCCCGUCCAAGCUCAAGCAGAGGCACAAGGCCAGUGCAGAGCAGAUGGAGAACAUCAACGGGGCUGUCCAGAACGUGAUCAAGAAGAUGAGCAGUUACCCUCCGGACCGGAAAGGGAGCGAUGCCCCAAAAAGCCCCAGCCACAGCAAGCUGCGCUCUGAAGUCAUUCACCCCCACCUGUCUUCGGAGGCGGCCACGCUGCUGGCGGCACAGCUGAAGGAAAAGACUCAGAGCCUAAACCGGGGCGAUGGGGGCGCCCGGCAGAAUGGGGUAAGCCCCCUGCCAGCCCAGAGAGAGAAGCCCACCCCGCCGCAGAAGGCCAAGCGCUCCGUGGCCGCCGGCAGCCAGAAGUCCAGCAAGCCUGUGCUGCCGACCUCCCCGAACUUGCAGAAACUGAUCAGCCCCGUGGCGGAGGCGCCAGCUGGCGAGCCCAGGAAGGCGGAAAAGCCCUGCUCCGGUGGCAGCCAAGAGCCAACGACGCCUGUGGCCGGGGACCAGGUGGUCAAGAAAACACCCAUCAAAAAGCCUCCCAGGAAGAAGAGCAGAGAAGCCGCCAUGGAGCAGCAGCCCAAAGCCGCCGCCACGUCACCUCAAACCGUGCAGUAGAAGGAGGCCACGUUACUAAGAGAGGACUGCACACACACACAAAAACAAAGGAAGUGAGAAUUGGGGGUUGCGGGGGAAGCACAGGACUUGUCUCGGGGGAAGCCAGGAGACUGGCAAAGACUCUUUUGAGUGUGCUCCCCCCCACAGUGAGACGCGGACCCUAUUGACAACCAAGGCCUUCUCCCUCGCCCCCCACCGUCAGCAGAUCCAAAGCACUUCUGAUUUUGCUCCCCCCUUUGUGGAGCGGGAAAGGGAUUUUGUGGACCAAGCGCUGGGCGCCUGGGGCUCGGGGUGGGGGAGGGCUUAGCAGGGUGGGUCGGGUGGCUUUUAUUUGUACCAGUAUUAUAAUUGCAUAUGCCAUGCUUCUCUCCCCUAGGGAUUUCCAAGUUGCUAUAGCCUGCAUAAAUGGAGUCGCUGGCUUUCAGGUUCUGAGCAUGGUGGUUGCAAAAGGGCCAUGGCAUAAGCUCCACGGGGCAGAGACCUUUGCCAAUCUGCUGCCCUGCUUCCCGACGUCCUGGGCUGUCGCUCACAUAAAGCCCCGAGCUAAAUAUCCGCCUGAUGCUGGGGCUGCGAUGGGGCCAUGCUGACCAGAGCUGGUUGUAGAAUCAUAGAAUUGGUGAGCUGUAAAGGACCAAAGGGGGUCAUCCAGUUCAACGCCCUGUGGGAAUCGCAGCUAAAGAAUCCCUGACAGAUGGGCAUCCAACCUGUAUUUUAAAAACCUCCAAUGAAGGGGAGCCCACCACCUUCUGAGGGAGUCCAUUCCAUUGUCAAACAGAUCUCACCGUCUGAAAGUCCUUCUUAAUGCUGAGUCGGAAUCUCCUUUCUGGUCAUUUGAAUCCGUUGGUUCAGAUCCUUCCCUCUUGAGCAGAAGAUAACAGGCUUCCUCCCAUCUUCCAUGUGACAACUCUUUAGAUAUUUGAAGAUGGCUCUCAUAUCACCUCUCAGUCUCCUCCAGGCUAAACAUGCCCAACUCCCUUAACUAUUCCUCAUAAGGCUUGGUUUCCAGACCCUCAAUCAUCUUGGCUGCCCACCUCUACACACAUUCCAGCUUGCCACUAUCCCUCUUAAACUGUGGUGGACACAGGGCUACGGGUGGGGUCUGACCGAGGCAGAAUAGUGUGGUGCUACGAUUUCCCUUGAUCUCAACCCUGGACUUCUGUUGCCGCAACCUAGAAUUGCAUUAGCAGUUGAUGGGAGCUGCAGGCCAGAGGUGCGCAAGGGGGCAUCAGGUUGGCAAAGGAGGCUGCUCUGCGGGCAUAGAUGCGGGAGGCAACUUUCCUUUCAAGCUGGCCAUGUGUGCAGGCCUCGCACUGGCUUGGAGCUUCAGCACACCCAGUCUUGGGAUAGCAUCCCAGACCUGACUGGGCAUGCCUUCUGCUGGAGCUUUUUCACCCUGUGAUGCCAAUAUGGGCACCGUCCUCCCUUGCAGCCGUGCUGCCUCGAGCUGGCUUCGAUGGACGCCCUCUCCCCCCCCCUUUUUUUUUGCAUCAAUGGUUCUGGCCGCCAUAAGAGGCCACCUGUCCGGCUACGACAAGGGCAGUUUGGUACACAAGUCUAGCGUCUCCAUUGAAAGCUUCCUUCAUUAAAAAGAAACGGUGUAUUUCUAUAUCCAUGUGUGGUUUUGGUCCCUGUGCUUUGGCCUUCCCUGGCAGCUGUCUACUCUCCUGCCAACUGUUUGGGCCCUUCCCUGCAAUCUGGUAAGAGAAAUCAGCACCCUCAAGGAACCAUGGCAGGUGGGGUGGCGCUGUGCUGAAUCUCCCACAGUGCCCUGGGGCGAUCACCAUGUUGGUUUGGCCAUUCCAAAUGGAGCCUUACAGCAGCCCACCACUGCUGCAGAGAUGAGUGCAUAAGCAAUGUCCAGGCCCACAAGAAUGCACUUUUUCCACUUUUAUCGACCCAAGAGCCACCUCCCGAGAAAAAGAGCUUUAUUAGAAGGAUAUGGUCGUCAACCAAAUGGUGUCUCCAGGUAUGUUGGGACUAGGCUCCUUUUUGAAAUCCUGAAGAACCACAGCCAGUGACAACCACCAUGAGUGUUGGGCUACAAGCCCUCUCAGGCCUAGUCAGCAUAGCCCAAUGGCCAGGGAAGAUGGGGAAUUGUAUUCUGCAGAAACCUGGAGGCCCCCUGAUUGGCGACUCCUGAUGUCGAUACUGGGUUAAAUGGACCCAUGCUCUGACUUCCUAUGGUCCUAAAUGCAGGUAUGUGGCCAAAUAUACACAUCCUCAGCUUCACAGAACUAUAAAAGCCCUGCAGGGCUAUAUUGCCAGUAGCUGCAGGUUCAGAUGUGCAGGGUACCUUCAUGAUAGCCACAGCCAUGCAAUAUUACCUGCUACUCUUCCAAUAAUUAGGUAUGCAUUGCCGAUCUCCAUGUGCUGCCUUUCAGAUAGAUCUUGCUAUUUUCUGUGCAAAUAAUUUUUAGUGCUCCAUUAUCUUCUCUCAGAGAGACCCAAGUUGUGUUUAACGUGAAACUCUACUGUGUGGAGCAGAACUUGCACUCUUGCAACUGAAGCACCGUGUGUUUUCAGGGUUGCUAGAUGCUUCGCUCUGGAGCGAACAACAACUCA